CUCCAAAGUCUCAUCACCGCCUGCUGCAUCGACCCCGGAACAGAGCAUCUUUUCUCCCGUUCUGAAAGAUUCCUCGUCGCCGAACCACGUCCAUGUGCCAUUGCGGCGAUGCGAUUUUGUUUUGCUCGGAGGCCAGAAACCACCUCUGUCCCUAACUCCUCCACCUAGACGCAUUUUCAGUCGCAGUUAUGGCUGAUCCAAGCCCACAAUCUGAAUCGCAGGCCACUUCCGCUCCAGCACAGUCGCAAUCUGGAAACGAACAACCAGCAACGAACAAGGCUCCUGCAAAUCAAACUCCUGGGCAUCCCAGUUUCAGAAGGCAGCGCGCAUCUCGAGCGUGUGAAACAUGUCAUGCACGUAAAGUCCGAUGUGAUGCGGCUUCUCUAGGUGUCCCUUGCACCAACUGUGUAGCAUUUUCCAUCGAAUGCCGGAUCCCUGUUCCCAAAAGGAAGAGGGCCGGUACGUCGCGAGCAAAAGAUGAAGAAAGUGAGACUGGCGACUCCCAGCAACCGCCUACUCCCACAGAUCCCCGUCUAACACGCCCUCCACAACCGAGGCCGACCGCCGGCUUCAAUUCUCCAGAUGGCAUCCCCUCGACGCAAAUGUCGGAGGCGCAAGCCGCCCAACAAGCCGCCAAUAACGGUACCAUGGCCCAAUUCAUGAAGCCUAAGUUUGCUCGCGCACCGAUCAAGGAAGCUGGGCGAGUCGCUUACCUGGGAGAAUCCUCGAAUCUGUCACUGCUCGUUCACGAUCGGCACGGCACCACCGAUGUAGUCCACUAUCCUCUCCCGGAGAACAUCAGGGGUGCGCGUGCACGCUUGACGGAACCAGACCAAAUGGAGAUCGAGAUCCUGCAACAGAGAGGCGCCUUUUUACUCCCUCCUCGAGCGCUGUGUGACGAACUUGUUGAUGCCUACUUUCGCUGGGUCCAUCCCAUUGUGCCAGUCAUCAAUAAAACACGAUUCAUGAAGAGGUAUAAAGACACCAAAAAUCCGCCGUCGUUGCUGCUUCUUCAGGCAAUCUUGCUGGCUGGCUCACGGGUGUGUACAAACCCACAACUGAUGGACGCCACUGGCUCGACAACGCCUGCAGCAAUGACCUUCUACAAGCGUGCUAAAGCACUAUACGACGCCAACUAUGAAGAUGAUCGCAUCACCAUAGUCCAAGCUUUGAUAUUGAUGGGCUGGUACUGGGAGGGCCCCGAAGGUAAGGGCCGGGAGUCAAUCGACUUUGCCGACUAUGCUCGGUCUAACAUUGCGGCAGAUGUGACGAAAAAUGUCUUUUACUGGACCAGGGUGGCUAUUGUGGUCGCUCAAGGUGCUGGUAUGCAUCGGAGUGUUGAGAGCUCGCAACUAAGCCGACAAGACAAGAGACUGUGGAAGAGAGUAUGGUGGUCUCUUUUCACAAGGGAUCGGUCUGUUGCUGUCGCGCUAGGUCGCCCUGUCUCGAUCAACACCGACGAUUCGGAUGUCGAAAUGAUUACUGAAGACGACUUCAUUGAGGACGAAGGGGAUCCAAACAGUGACUAUCACCCGGAUCCUGUUCACGUCCAAUUUUUCCUACAAUAUGUCAAGCUCUGCGAGAUUAUGGGUCUCGUGCUUUCGCAGCAAUACUCGGUCGCAUCCAAGGCUCGAAGGACCAAUGCCAUAGACCUUACACAUAGCGACAUGGCAUUGGCAGAUUGGUUGCAGAAUUGUCCUCGGGAGGUAUACUGGGAACGGUCGCGCCAUCAUUUUUGGUCUGCCUUACUUCAUUCCAACUACUACACCACACUAUGUCUCUUACAUCGUGCUCAUAUGCCGCCUGCCACAGCAAAACCGCACGACUAUGAGAAUGUCGACAUGUCAUAUCCUUCGAGAACAAUAGCAUUCCAGGCCGCUGGCAUGAUUACUUCCAUAAUGGAGAACCUCCUUGCUCACGACCAAGUCAAGUACACGCCUGCAUUUAUUGUUUACAGUCUGUUCUCGGCGCUGAUUAUGCACGUCUACCAGAUGCGCUCCUCAGUGCCUUCAGUCGUGGCGGCCAGCCAGGAACGAAUCAACGUAUGCAUGAAUGCGCUAAAGGAGGUGUCCAAGGUGUGGUUAGUGGCCAAGAUGGUGCACACCCUGUUCGAAUCCAUCCUUGGAAACAAGGUGUUGGAGGAGAGGUUGCAGAAAGCGACGGGCAAGAAAGCUCAACGAGCCAAAACGAACCAAGGUGCUGGUGCUCCAGGCCAGCCAAAUGGCAACGCCAACGGUACAGCCCACACUGCUCCUGCACAUGCACCAAUGCCACCCACAAAUCCAGCGAAGCGCAAAUUUGAUGACAUUGACUUGGGAUUUAAUGUCGGCCCUCCAGCUCCGCAGAUGUCAUAUGAGCGGUCGCGACCACAGACUCCUGCUGUUACACCUUCUCGAGAAGUCCCUCAACACCAGCAUCAGCACAACUUCCUCGGCUCCCCUCCGCUGCCGGCUGACCACUUACCGGCAUCAAGAUCUCGUGGAGCUUCUCGGAUACCUUCGCGAGGUCCCACCAGAGCCAACUCGCCCUUCAAUGGGUAUUCCAUACCGGCGACACCGCCAGACUUAUUUUUGGUUACCAGAGACUCGCCAAAUAUCUCACAGCAGUUAUGGGAGAAUUUUCAACCUGAUCAGCUCUUCCCUGACGGGACUAUCGGAGAUGUGACGAAUUUCACUAGUCCUGUCCUGAACCACGCUGUCGAUCCUCAACUACAAAUGCAACACCCCAUGACAGGCCAGCAAAUGCCGCAGAUUGACAUGGCAGGACAGGCCCAAGUAUGGCCGCCUGGAAUGCAAGGCAUGAUGGGCGCUGGGAUGGAGAUGCACGACAGCGAUGGAUGGUCAACUAGCUCGAUUGGUAAUGCUCCAGUGGCGCCGACUACUUUGAAUGUUGAGGACUGGUUCCAGUUCUUUGGCAUUAAUGGCGAGAUGGCUGGGAUGAACAUGGAUGGAACUUGAUCACGGAGGGUGUCGCGCGAGAAAUUUCUGACAACCCCAGUCCGCUGGAGGUUCAACCAUCGCCUGCGUUCACCACGUACCAUUUAUAUCAUAGGGACGGCUUGCGUCAGUCCGACUCUUUGAAAAAGGGGAUUAUGGACACCUGUCUCGCAAGUGUCAGGAUGUCAACCUCUUAGUACAAUAACCGUGCCAUGAGUCCCUCCAGGGCAUAUACGGCCCCAAGAGAAAGUUCAGCAUGGCUAAGGUAUGUAAGACUACCAAGCGAUUGAAGCAUCUAUACUCCGUACUCGUGCUGGAAUUAGUAUCUCGCGUUUCACUCAUAGUCUGGCUCCUGGG
This is a messenger RNA of Exophiala xenobiotica, 3293 nucleotides long. RefSeq lists its product as uncharacterized. Bases 189 to 2957 code for a protein of 922 amino acids. Gene Ontology annotation, biological process: DNA-templated transcription; regulation of DNA-templated transcription. The transcript is spliced from 9 exons. Gene Ontology annotation, molecular function: DNA-binding transcription factor activity, RNA polymerase II-specific; zinc ion binding; DNA binding. NCBI's taxonomy places the organism in Eukaryota, Fungi, Ascomycota, Eurotiomycetes, Chaetothyriales, Herpotrichiellaceae. The record is from RefSeq and is a predicted model, not a curated record.